Molecule: messenger RNA, 2842 nt
Organism: Aspergillus alliaceus
Lineage: Eukaryota; Fungi; Ascomycota; Eurotiomycetes; Eurotiales; Aspergillaceae
Product: M28 family metallopeptidase
Exons: 3
Coding region: 134-2470 (778 amino acids)
Molecular function (GO): carboxypeptidase activity
Source: RefSeq, a predicted model, not a curated record
CGCCAAUGCCCCCCAUACUUCCCCGAACCAAUUCCUACUCUUUGCUGACGUGACAAGAAGUCAAUGCUGACCUUCAUCUGUCCCAUGCCCUACCCUCUUACCCUCUCAUCCCCUCAAUUCACCUAGUUAAACCAUGUCACCUAAGAUGAGAGAGAAGUCCACCAUGGCUUCUGAAUCCACCCCUCUCCUCCAGGUCGUCAGUGUCGCUCCCCAGCGACACCGGUAUCCCCAUCACAGGCUACGUCAGCUCUGUACCUAUAGUCUCGGAAUGCUGCUCGUAGUUUCAGUGUUCUUAUUCCUUCUGCCCUCGGCUGUCUUGCCACGAGAACAUGGCUCCAUUUGGUCGUAUUUCCCUGGAGCUAACCCCUUCCCUCAUAAUGCCUGGCCUCACGGUUACGGUCUCAGCUAUGAAGAGCUGCAGGCCAUUCUCCAAAUUACCCCUUCGGCUGAAAAGGCCCGGGAAUGGAGCAGCUACUACACGGCAGGCCCUCAUCUCGCUGGCAAGAACCUGAGCCAGGCGAUUUGGACUCAGGAGCGCUGGCAAGAGUUUGGCAUUGAGGAUGCCAACAUUGUGGCCUACGAUGUCUACAUCAACUACCCCUUGGAUCAUCGUCUGGCUCUGUUGAAGAAGACGAAGGAUAAGACUGAAGUGACGUACGAGGCAUCCUUAGAAGAAGACGUCUUGGAGGAGGACCAUACAAGUGGUCUUCCUGAUCGUGUACCUACUUUCCACGGCUACUCCGCUAGCGGAAAUGUCACCGCCCAAUUCGUUUACGUCAACUUCGGCACGUAUGCCGAUUACGAGGACUUGGUUAACGCCAAUGUCAGACUUGCCGGCAAAAUUGCGAUCGCUAAGUAUGGUCGCAACUUCCGUGGGCUGAAAAUCAAGCGGGCACAGGAGCUGGGCAUGGUGGGUGUGAUCUUGUAUGAUGAUCCACAGGAAGAUGGUGAAAUCACCGAAGAAAACGGAUACAAGGCGUAUCCGGAGGGUCCCGCGCGGAACCCGAGUGCCGUGCAACGGGGUAGCGCCCAAUUCCUGAGCAUUGCGCCGGGCGAUCCUACGACUCCUGGUUGGCCGUCCAAGCCUGGGUGUGACCGUAAAGACCCUAGCGGUUCAAUUCCGUCUAUUCCCUCAAUUCCAAUUUCAUACAAGGAGGCCAUACCCUUGCUGAUGGCUCUGAACGGACAUGGCCCCAAAGCGUCGGACUUCAAUGAACGGUGGCAAGGUGGAAAGCUCGGUAACAAGGGCGUCGAAUACAACAUUGGCCCUUCGCCCGAUGAUGUGGUCAUUAACUUGCAUAAUCAACAGGAGUACGUUACUACCCCCCUAUGGAAUGUCAUUGGUGUCAUCAAGGGCGCCAUUCCAGAUGAGGUGGUAAUUUUGGGCAACCACCGGGAUGCUUGGAUUGCUGGCGGUGCGGCAGACCCGAAUAGCGGCUCCGCUGCCCUCAACGAAGUUGUUCGCAGCUUUGGCGAAGCCCUCAAGGCAGGAUGGAAGCCAUUACGUACGAUCGUCUUUGCCAGCUGGGAUGGAGAGGAAUAUGGGCUGCUAGGAUCGACGGAGUGGGUGGAGGACCAGCUUCCCUGGCUUUCAAAAGCCAACGUUGCCUACCUCAACGUGGACGUGGCUGCCUCCGGGACUAAACUGGGCCCCGCGGCGAGCCCGUUGCUGAACAAUGUGAUAUAUGAUAUCACUGGCCUUGUGCAGUCCCCCAAUCAGACCGUUCCAGGCCAAACGGUCCGUGAUGUUUGGGAUGGUCAUAUUAACACCAUGGGAAGCGGCAGUGACUUUACUGCCUUCCAGGACUUUGCGGGCGUGGCCAGCUUCGACUUGGGCUUCAAUCGCGGCCCCGAGGAUCCCGUAUACCACUACCACUCCAACUAUGACAGCUUUGACUGGAUGGAACGAUUUGGUGAUCAUGGGUGGCUUUACCACGAAGCCUGCACGAAACUUUGGGCUCUGGCUGCGGCCAAAUUGGUCGAGACCCCUGUUCUGUCCCUGAGUGCGGCUGACUACAGUGUUGGUCUGGGUCAAUAUCUAGAAAAUAUCAAGCCCGAUGCAAAGCAUUUGCCGGGCGGCGAGUUUGACUUUGGGUCUCUGGACAGAGCAAUUGCCGAGUUCCAGGCUGUGGCUAAGCAAUUCGACGCCUAUAGCGCCGACCUGACCUCCCAAUUGGCGGAGGACCUUCCCUGGUACUUGUGGUGGAAGAAGGUGUGGCUCUAUUUCCAGAUCCGUAUCGUUAACGACAAGUACAAGGCCCUUGAGCGGGCCUUCCUGUAUGAACCCGGACUCGAUGGGCGUAGCUGGUUCAAGCAUGUAGUGUUUGCGCCCGGCAUCUGGACCGGAUAUUCGGGUGCGACGUAUCCUGGACUGGUGGAGAGCUUUGACGCCGGCGAUGUGGGUAAUGCUCAGAAAUGGCGCUCUAUUAUCGUUGAGCGUUUGGAGGCCGCCACGAAACUGCUUAAAUGAUUGGAUGAUCUAAGGGUAUUGGAAAAGAUGUAAGGGGGAGAAUCUCUGGUGCUUAAGGUCUACAACCAAACAACAAGGAUAGGGGAGAUAUGACGGUGUGGGGUUGGUUGCUAGGGAUAUAAAUCAUAUAAUAUACAUGGCAGCUGACCCUACACUUACUAUAUAAUAGUUGUUGACCUUAGUUCUGAACCAAUCAAUAUAGACAGACAUACUCGAGACAAAGAUCGUGAAGGAUUCCGGAAUUAAUACGAGAGGGUUGACUCAAAGAAACGGAAAAGAAUCCGCGGCGAUAUUUAUCGAGUUAGAUUAAGCCUGAAGCCAGUCACGGGUCUCUCUCUCUUCAUGAUAGUUCUAGUCUUUCGACCCACUCGC